UGCAUUGGAAGCAAACCUGUGUGACGUUGGUGCAGUGUAUCUGGCUGAGAGGAAGACGUGCCGUAACUAGGCGAGUCGGUGCUGUACGUGUGUAGGACAUGAUCAAUCUGAUUUAACACAGUAUUUAUUUUCUUUACGUGUGUUCGGCGUUAUUUACUUGCUUUACUUCCCGUGUUGGCAGUUUACAAGUUGUACACCUAUAUGACCGGUGUUUCCUAGAAGUGUCUUCAUGGACAAAUCAGACAAUAAACAUCAAUGUCGGCACCAAAAAGACAGAAGUUUCAAUCAAAAACAAUGCUAAUGAAGCUUCGUAAAACUGUUUUCAUAAUGUUAAUAUUUUCGCUAGCAUCUGUGUAUACUUAUAACAAUUAUGGUUUGGGCUUUGCGACUAUGGUUUCUCAUCAUGGAUACGGUACCAGGGCUGGUAGUUAUAUCAAUAACUCGACACAGGAACGGAUUAGAGCAGAACACGUGUACGAUAUUCAAGUAGAAAACUCGACGAUACGAGAGAUCUCACAGCAUAAUCCAAUCACGCCUUCGCAACCAUUAGGUAAUUCUUCAAUGGUACCGAACGAGUCACCACAACGUCGAUAUUUACUUCCAUUAUUCUUCACAGAAGGCGGUCCAAACUGGCUGUAUAAUAGCUUCCGUAUAUCAGUACGCUUAGCGCUGUACCAGCAACGUAGCAUUGUGUUGCUGCCGUUUCACAAGCACUUCGUGACACAGAAAGACACCUCGUCUCGCAUUAGAAAUUUCAAUGACACAUUCGAUUUAGAAAAACUUCGCCAACUGCUUCCGCUGGCGACGACAGACGAAUUUCAGCGGGAGUGCGGCGACAAUUUGACGGCAGAUGACGUCAUUCUCAGCAGAUUAUUUCGAAAACCAAGAAGUAAUAUACAGUACCUCAAAGAAGGAUAUGCUAAACACGUUGAUCUUUUCCGAAGUAUGUUUGGAUUGGUUCUCCCCAAUGCUGAAGACGUUUGGGAUUCAACGUAUAAUGUAAGUGCUCGCAUCAGUACGUCGCCCAAUUCCAGGUGCCUUAUUGUCAGCAGCCCAUGGGAAUUGCGCCAUAUGGAGUUACCAAACGGAGAGGAGUUAUACAGGAGAGUCGACAAGCACUUUGUGAGGGCGCCAUACAUUGUAUCAGCGGCCAACCUGUUGAGUAGACAGAUUUGUGACGGUGGUAAGUUUGCGGUCUUGCACUGGAGAAACAGAACCGGGGAAACUGGCUGCAGACCUGGCGACAAUUCUGAUGAACAUUGUCGGUCCGUCCUUGCCAGGCUAGGGAGUAUGUAUAAAUAUGCUGGAGUUAUUGUCCAAUCACUGACGGAAAGCAUGAAAUCACGUGGUCUAGAAUGUUUGUAUGUUGCUUAUCCACUCUACGAUCAGGCAAUAUUACCUCUUUUGGGAAAAUCUACACGUCUAUAUACUCGAGACGACAUCAUUCCCCCGUCAAGCGAUAUUGCAGAGUACAAAGAAGAUAAUUACGUAUGGUCAUUAAUUGAACAAGAAUUUGCACGUAAGGCCAAGCUUUUUUUUGCAUGUGCAAAAUCAAAUUGGUCGCAGCUUGUAAAACACGGCAGAUUGGAAGAGACAAUAAAUGUAAAGGAUUUGCCUGGAUUGCCGAGUAAUGUUCGCAUGAUGGUGCGAUGA
Saccoglossus kowalevskii is the source of this 1653-nucleotide messenger RNA. RefSeq lists its product as uncharacterized. NCBI's taxonomy places the organism in Eukaryota, Metazoa, Hemichordata, Enteropneusta, Harrimaniidae. The record is from RefSeq and is a predicted model, not a curated record.